CGACCGCGCGAAGAAGCGGCUGCUCGCCGACCGUCCGGGUUUCUUUUCGCAGAGAGACGGAAACUUCGCGAAGAGAGGAACUUCUCGCAGAGUUCUUCUGACUGACUACUGAUCUUGCUGUCCGCCGAUCGACGUCACUUACCUAGGGGCGGUAGUCCAACAUCAGGGGUGGAAUUCACGGUAGCGACGCCGACAGGAUACCACCUUGGCUGUUCACCGUUCACCAAUGAACGUGGGGCGUCGCCCUUGUCAAGUAAAACAUCGCGGCAACUGCAGCAGCAGCACCAGAAAGCGACGGCACUGCGACGGCACGUCCACGAAGGAGAACUUCCGACGCGCGAGCACCUGCAGAACGUCCAGCGAUUUAAGCGGCGAUCAUGGGACUCGACUUCCUGGCAGACGGAGGUGCCGACUUCGAGCAUGCAAUCACCGUAACAGGUUUUGGAAGGUUCCAUUACAUGCUGCUGGCCGUCUGCGGCCUGAUUUAUAUGGACACGGCGAUUGGCGUGACGAUACUUUCGUUCGUACUUCCGGCGGCGCAAUGCGACCUGGAGAUGGACUCUACCGCGAAGGGUUGGCUGACCGCUUCUCCGAUGCUAGGUAUGUUGAUUGGAUCGUACAUAUGGGGAUGCCUGGCUGACACAAAGGGUAGGAAAAUCGUUUUGAUAGCUACGCUGCUGAUGGACGGCGUCGUGGGCAUCGUGUCUUCGUUUGUUCAGUACUUCUGGGUGUUCCUGAUCUUCCGGUUCUUCAACGGCUUUGCUGUGACCGGCGCCAUGGGCAUCUGCUUUCCGUAUCUCGGCGAGUUUCAACCCACGAAAUACCGCGAACGCUGUCUCUGCUGGAUGGAGAUGUUCUGGACAGUCGGCGUGAUAGUUUUGCCGCUGAUCGCUUGGCUGAUCAUCCCUAUGGACCUCACUAUCGUGAGCGAGACGUUCUACUUUAAGUCCUGGAAUCUCUUUGUCGCGCUCUGCGCUCUGCCAUCGCUCAUGCUCGGCCUGUGGCUAUUUGCUUUCCCCGAGAGCCCAAAGUUUCUGCUGGAGUGCGGCGAGACCGAUGCCGCCCUCGAGGUGUUCAAGUGGAUUUACUCGAGAAACACCGGCGCCGAUCCAGAAACCUAUCCGGUGAAAUGUUUGCAAGAGAAGGCGAAGGACAAAAGCACCAGAUCGCUGAAGCUGCACAAGCGGAAGGAUCUGAAGGUCCUGUUCGCGGAAAUACGUGAUCUGACAAGCGCGCUCUGCAAGCCGCCCUAUUUGCGCAACACCGUGCUCGCUUGCGCUAUUCAAUUUGGACUCACCAGUAGCUAUUACACACUGAUGGUCUGGUUCCCGGAAUUGUUUACUAGAUUCGAGCAGUUUGAGCACGCGAAUCCCGGCGAGACCACGUCGGUGUGCAUAGUGUCCUCUCUGCCGGACAACACGACCUUCUUCGACCCUUACGGAUGCGAUACGAUAAUCGCGCCCUCCGUUUAUCUGCACACCGUGUACAUCGGCCUCGCGUGUAUUCCCGGCUCAAUCAUCCUACCCCUUUUCGUGCACAAACUGGGCGCAAAGUUCUUCCUGAUCGUGUCGCUGGUGGUUUCCGGCGCGGUGACGGUGGGCUUCUACUACGUGGUGAAUUCGACGCAGAACCUGGUGCUCUCGUGCGUAUUCGAGGCCCUCACGUCCCUCGGAAUCUCUCUAGUCUACUGCGUGAUCGUCGAUAUGUUUCCGACGAAUCUCAGAGUGAUGGCCGCGGCUCUGUCAAUGACCAUGGGGCGUCUAGGUGCUCUGAUCGGCAACCUGGUGUUCGGUUAUCUGAUCGAUUUAGCCUGCGUGAUUCCCAUCAUACUGUUCGCCGCGUUUCUCUUCGCCUGCGGUAUCUUCUCGUUUCUGUUGCCGAGGACGGGGAAGGACACGCUGGAAUAGCAGAGGGAGAAUCUUUCUCGUGUUUUUGCUCGGACGACCUGAGGAAUCUGUGCUUUGGACUACUCUCUCUUUUCUCGCGGUGUUCAUUGUAUUUAUUAAUAAAUUUAUUUGCUAAAAAAGAAA
Temnothorax curvispinosus is the source of this 2030-nucleotide messenger RNA. RefSeq names its product synaptic vesicle glycoprotein 2C-like. The coding region runs from base 378 to 1907 and encodes 509 amino acids. The record is from RefSeq and is a predicted model, not a curated record. Gene Ontology annotation, cellular component: membrane. Gene Ontology annotation, biological process: transmembrane transport. Gene Ontology annotation, molecular function: transmembrane transporter activity. Lineage: Eukaryota; Metazoa; Arthropoda; Insecta; Hymenoptera; Formicidae. The transcript is spliced from 11 exons.